AUGGAGAGCAACAGUUCUUCAAAUAUCGAUUUAAGGCUAAUGCCAACCGUGAAACCCACCAUAUUUCCCCGGGUGGGCUACAGCAUACUGUCUUUUCUCAUGUUUAUCAACACGCUUUUCUCAGUCUUUAACAAUUCUUUAGUGAUAUCCGUCAUGUUAAAAAAUACAUAUCUACUGAACGCAAUGAACGUCAUCAUUCUCAGUCUCUCGGUCUCUGACCUCAUGAUCGCCUGUUGUGGUUCUGCGAUCGUGACCGUUACGAACUACCAAGGAUCUUUCUUUUUAGGUGAUGAAUUCUGUGUUUUUCAAGGAUUCGCAGUCAAUUAUUUUGGUCUGGUCUCUCUUUGCACACUUACGUUGCUGGCGUAUGAGCGAUACAACGUGGUGUGUAAGCCAAUGGCCGGCUUCAAACUUAACGUGCGCAGGAGUUGUUACGGCCUCAUGUUCGUUUGGUCAUUCUGCCUCUUCUGGGCCGUGACCCCGCUGUUGGGCUGGAGUUCGUAUGGGCCAGAGGGCGUUCAGACGUCGUGUUCUCUUGGCUGGGAGGAAAGAUCUUGGAGCAACUACAGCUAUCUCAUUCUCUACACGAUCCUCUGUUUUCUACUGCCAACUGGCAUAAUCAUUUACUGCUACACCAAGGUCCUCAUCUUCAUGAGGAAGCUGAACAAAAGCGUGGAGCUUCAGGGAGGCAGGUCUAGUCUGGAGGAGAACGAGCGUGCUGUUCGAAUGGUGCUGGCCAUGAUCGCAGCCUUCUUCAUCUGCUGGUUGCCUUACACCGUCCUGUCUGUAAUCGUCGUGGUCGAUCCUGAGCUAUACAUCCCACCACUGGUCGCUACAAUGCCCAUGUAUUUCGCCAAAACCAGCCCUGUCUACAAUCCCAUCAUUUACUUCCUGAGUAACAAGCAGUUCCGAGACUGCGCUCUGGAGGUUCUGUCAUGUGGCCAUUACAUCCCCCACAGGUCUCCGAAUGAGAGUGUAAAGAUGAUCUCAGCGCCCAGGAGUCGGAUCACUAGCAUGAACAACAGGAUAGUGCCCAUCUGA
This is a messenger RNA of Chanos chanos (milkfish), 1041 nucleotides long. Its product is annotated as opsin-VA-like. The coding region runs from base 1 to 1041 and encodes 346 amino acids. The record is from RefSeq and is a predicted model, not a curated record. The transcript has 4 exons. Gene Ontology annotation, molecular function: G protein-coupled receptor activity. NCBI's taxonomy places the organism in Eukaryota, Metazoa, Chordata, Actinopteri, Gonorynchiformes, Chanidae. Gene Ontology annotation, cellular component: membrane. Gene Ontology annotation, biological process: G protein-coupled receptor signaling pathway; visual perception.